AUGCUGCGUCUUUGGCAGAGCUCGAAAGAGCUCGAUGUCACAGACGAUGAAGAGGCAUCUUUCCUCGCCUUCAACAAUCCCAAGAAACUGCCUGCUUGGCUGGAUCACUUCAAUGCGAAGGACCUCAAGAUCCUCUUCAAAUGCUCCCUGGCUGUCUGGAUCCUGACGCUUUUCAUCUUUAUCGACGAUACACUUCGACUCCUCGGCCAGGCCGCGUUUUUUGGAUGCAUCGUCCUAUUUAUCAUGCCGCCAUCCGGCGUUGUCUUCAUUCACGUCAUGGCCGGCCUGAUGAUUUGCGUCGGAAUCGCCCUUGGCUGGGCCUGGGGCGUCAUCAGCAUGAAAGCCGCUCUCGCGACGAGGCCUCAAGCCGACUUGCAAGCUCGAUACCAGGAAUUGCAGCAAUCGAUGCCACAAAACACCACCAAUGCUGAGCAAGCCUCUGGUCAAGGGACAUACACGCAGAUAGCCAUUUACGAAGGCUUCAUGCUCGAUACCCGAGUGUCUGUCACGUACUUUUGUAUGCUGGGAUUGUUUGUCUACUUCAUGGCUCGCGUCAAAGUAGCCGCCCCGAAUCUGGCUCUCGUAACAUUGUUUUCCAUGGUGGUUGCAGAUAUAUACUUUACCACGGCGCCGCUUAUCCCGACUUUCCAAGGAACAAUACCCAAAACGCUGAUCCUCCCAACUGCGAUCGCGGUUGGAAUUGGCGCCGUGUGCAACUUGCUUCUCUUCCCACAGUCUACAUCACAAAUCAUGCUCGGCGACAUGGCAAGCCUCUUGCGUCAAAUGGACAGCUACAUCAAAGCUCAAGCCUGGCAUUUCAAGGCAAGGGCCAGAUUCGAUGCGGCGCGGCUGCAAAAGUACAAGGGCGAGUUGACGCUGGUCUACAAGAGCAUCGAAUCGGCCGGCAAGUUCCUGCAGUUGGAUUGCUCAUAUCGCAGAUGGAGCCCCGACGACAUCGACAGUCUCCAGAAACCUCUACGACAAGCCUUGGUUUCUUUGCUAGACCUGCUGCAGCUUUCGAUAUCUCGGCAAGAGCUCGCUGCCAAAGACGAGGCCCUCACGAAAGCUGCCGCAGCGCUAGAAGAUUCCGACGGUAAACAGCAACCGCUAGCCUAUCACAUCGCCAAAGCAGCCGACUUGCGCGAUGCCACGAGACAUCCUGAUACGGAAGAGAUGAUAGCCAAGUCGACUGAAGCGCUGACAUCUUGUGCCACGCCUUUGUUGCACGCCCUGAGCCAAGGCAUUGGCGCUAUCAUUGAGGCAUUAUCUACGGUUCCUCAGGACGACACGAUACUUGAGCACGAACGAGCCGGCAGCUCGUUGCAAGAGGCGCUAGAGGAUUUCCAGGAAUCGGCCGCAGAGCAUCUCAUUGCUCCCCACUCCCACCUUUUCGAUGCCGAAGGUAAAGUCAUAUACGCCGAUAAUCGUACGCCUCCGUUUCUUGGCCUGAUGUCGGGUUUAUUGUACCAAGAGCGGAUAAUCAACAUUUCCAACGACGUCAUGGCGAUUCUGGAUCGAGUGGUUGAGAUUGAACGGGCCAGAAGAACAAAGCGCGUAUGGCUCCCCAAGGGCCUCAAUCGAAUUGUGUCUUUGGGCCUGUCCCAGGAUCAACCUCCAUCUACCACUCCUGGUGCCCUGGAUCUUACCCGGACCAUGUCGGCGAUAUCUAGACCAGAGAAGAAGAAUCGAUUUUUCAGCCGGUCCAAGGACAAGACCGAGGCAGAAGUGGACAGAACCGCAGCCACGCUGCUGGAAAGCAUGCAACGACCGACCGGCCGCCAACGUCGGACACCGAGUGUGGUUUUCCUCGCCUUGAUCAACUUCUUCACCAACGUCGAGGGCCUGCAUGCUUUGCGCACUCUGGUCUUGACAAUUGCUUUGGCCGUCCCUGCCGUCAUACCCUCAUCCGCAGGCUUCUACUACCGCGAGAAGGGAAUGUGGGCGCUGAUCAUGGCGCAGAUGGCACUUGAACCCUUCAUGUCCGACUUCGUCUCCGGCAUUGUUAUUCGUACUCUCGGCACCGUGGCCGGAGGCGUGCUUGGCCUGGUGUGCUGGUAUAUCGGCGCUGGCAAUGGUCCUGGAAAUCCCUACGGACUGGCUGCCAUUAUGGCUGUUGCCAUCGUCGGCAUGAUGUGGUGGAGGUUGUUCGCUCCGCCCGAGCAUAUGGCGGCGGGCAUCAUGCUCACAUCGACUAUGUACAUGGUCGUGGCAUAUAGCUGGGUCGACACGCAUAUUCCCAGCUAUGGCAACCCGGGGGUGGGAUACGAUGUGCUUUGGCGCAGGAUCCUCCUGGUGCUUAUUGGAUUCGGCGCGGCGGUAUUGAUCGCGCUUCUGCCACGGCCUCUUUCCGGGAAUCGGCAUUAUCGCCAGAUCUUGUCCAGCCAAAUUUCCAGCGUGAGGGAUCGUUACGCUUUGCUCAUUUCGACAUGGCGAUCGCCUCCGGAGGAUCUUGUCGAAGUUGUUGAAAAAGCGUCGACCGUAUCUGAAGAACUCCUCAACUCGAUAGCUCAGCCGAUUGAGAAGACAAGAUUCGAGUUCUCAACGUCCAACAUCGACACCAAAACCCUUAGCCUCUCAAACCAUCUUUGCAACAACCUCAACAUCUACAUCACGCAGCUCACCCUGACAGUUACGAAACUGCCGCUUCCGGCUCGUACACUGUUCAUGCGUCAGCUUAGUGCCGGAGACGAGAAUCUGAUUGCGGAUAUCAUGUCAACCCUGACGCUUGCUCAACACUCUUUGGCCUCCGGAGACCCGCUACCAGCAAUUCUACCAACACCGUUGGUGGGCAGGGCGAUGCAGUUCAAGAAGUUGCGGGGGGAGUUGCAGGCAGACGGCAACGCAAAGGACUUCCUGGCUGGUCAGGAGGGGAGGCACUGGAUGGCAGCCAUGUAUGCUUUUGUGCGGUUUCUUGGAACUGUAGAUGAGCUCAUAGCGCUUCUUAAGCGGGCAGUUGGCGAGACAUCUUAUAUAGAUGCUGAAGCUCUAGGUGGUAAUGUUCACUAG
Molecule: messenger RNA, 3006 nt
Organism: Clonostachys solani
Lineage: Eukaryota; Fungi; Ascomycota; Sordariomycetes; Hypocreales; Bionectriaceae
Source: the annotation of a GenBank genome assembly